AUGCAUUCUCUUGCCGAGUUGUCUAUCACACAUCGAAAGGAUGUCGACAUAUCCGGUCUCAAAGCCACGUUCCAACGAGACCCACUUCUACUCUCUAGCAUUAUUCGUCUGCGUAUUCUAUCACAUGGCAGUUGGGCUUUCCUCGUGGAGGCUUGUCCCAAUGUCGAAAUACUAGCUCUAGAGUACAACCUCGACCACGAUGAUUUGAUGCUUGCGGCUGGAGCUUCAAAGAACCUGAAGCUUUUCGAAAUCUGCCUCGACACGUGGCGCGGGAAAGAUGUGCAACGCCUGCACCAAUUUCUACCGGAGAUCGAGAGUCUAGCCUUACGAGGCACCCUCGGCCAAGAAAAGCUCAGUACCUUUGCUAAAACGUUUGGCUCAUUUCUAAAGCUGACCGAUGUCGUUAUUACUGCCGCACAACAGAUCACUGACGCAGAUCUGGAAGACCAAUUUUCUGAUGACGGGUCAGGAUGUGGCAGUGUCUUUGGAGAGAUGCUGUGUGAUCAUGAUCUUGACGAAAAUGAACACUUUGUCGCUAUGAAGUUCUUCGAGCAUUGCGCUGCGCUCGAAAAGUUGACCAUAGUGCACACUGACUGCGUCACUCCAUGGCACCCCACACGUGGAAGCGAAGGAGUUCUUGAGACCGUCCACACUGCCUCGGAUGCCUACGAAAUGUGGCAGACAUACGAUGAUGAAUGGUUUCCCACACUGUUCACUUUUCCUCGGCGAGCCAACAUUUGCGAUGAAAGCUUUGAUCCUCCUAGCUAUGGGGACGAGAGCCGCGAGGCUGUGGAGUACAGGGGCUAUCAUGCAUGA
Molecule: messenger RNA, 816 nt
Organism: Alternaria arbusti
Lineage: Eukaryota; Fungi; Ascomycota; Dothideomycetes; Pleosporales; Pleosporaceae
Exons: 3
Coding region: 1-816 (271 amino acids)
Source: RefSeq, a predicted model, not a curated record